Molecule: messenger RNA, 396 nt
Organism: Trichomonas vaginalis G3
Lineage: Eukaryota; Parabasalia; Trichomonadida; Trichomonadidae
Exons: 1
Coding region: 1-396 (131 amino acids)
Source: RefSeq, a predicted model, not a curated record
AUGAGUGCAAAAGAAGCACUAAAGCCAAAAGUUGGUUCUACAAAGAAGGAAGAGAAGCGCAAACAGAAGAAAGAGAAACUUACCCAAGAAUUAGCAGCUAAAGAAGAAGCUAAAGCCGAGAUGCGGAAACAAGAAGAGCUUGAAAAGAAGCAAGCUCAGGUUGAGCAAGUUCCCGAAGCACAAGCUACUAUGGGCUCUGCAUUUGCCGAGUUAGUUACUAAAAUUGCAUUAGAAGGUAGCCAGAAAGAAGCAGAUCCACGUCGUUCACAAAAGAAGAGCAAACAUAAUGCUAUCCAAAAUGCAAAAGCCAUGAUUGCAAGUGCAGCAUUCCAGUCUAACCCAGAAAUGGCCUUUUCAGUAAUCAACGCACAAUUACAACACAAAAUUCCGAAAUAA